AUGAGUGGUAGUGAACUGGAAAUUGAAAAAGACUUUCCUAAUGAUGUAAUAAAUGACAGAAACACACUACAAUUUCCACAGAAUCAUCAUCAGCAACAACGAAGACAUAGUUCUCACAAUACAAAUAGUCGUUAUUAUAAUUCCAUAUCCGAUGAUAGUUUAAAUCGUAGUCGUCGUCAGUCGUAUGCUGGCAUUUAUCCAACAUCUUCCUCACCACCAAUACGAAGAUUAUCGGCUUCAUCUCUGCUCGAAGAAAGGUGUCUAAUGGGAUAUCAAAUACCUAUAGAUCCUAGAUAUCGUGAUACCCGACCUAUAGCCCGAUCGGCCAGUAGUUUGUACAACAUGAGUAAAGAGGUAUCGCUGAGCACGCAUAAUUUGACAAAUCCCCAAGGUGGUGGCAUGAUGUUUCAAACAGCAAUGCCGGAAAUAUCUAUACAGCAGCACGAACAACCGGUCGAACAGCAGUUUGGCCCUUUAAGACAACGUGCCCGCAGUGCGAGUAAUGCUAAUAUAACAAAUACACCACCACCCUCGAUUUAUAUAGAAGAGUAUAUGGAGCCGGGUGAACAAUCGAGUGCUAAUAAAACAAAUUCCCAAGAAUCAUUUACAAAUUUUGUGUACACUGAAGUUCAUCAACCGCUCAAUGAAGAGGGCAUUGCCUCUGUUUCAAAUACCGAAGAAAUACCCUUUAUCGAUGAUGGUUCUCCCACAGAAGAGGAGAAACCCUAUGUACCCUUAGAACCAUUUCAACAGCUCAAUCGCGGUAUUAUAGGCAACAAAAAACCGCUGAACUUAAAUACCCAACGUAAAACUGUUAGUUUUGAUCUGGAAGAUAUUGCCAGCAAAGAGUCUACAGUGGAAAUUUUAACAAAUCGUAAAUUUCAUACUCAUGACGCUUUAAGUAAAUAUUGUUCAAACACCUCCUCCUCCUCCAAUCACAAUUCGAAUGAAUCUUUAAAACAGGACUCAAAUUCUUCACUAGAUAAACAAGGCAAAAUGUCAUUGAUACAGAAAAUAAGACGAGAAUUAAAUUCCUAUCGUUCCACCUCAAGCAAUGAUGCUAACACUGCGGCGGAAGCAGAUUCGGGAGGUAGUAAUUCAAAUUCACAGCGUUCCUCCUCGGAGUCCAUAGAAAGAAUGCCUUUGUUGACGCAACGUUUUAGGGAAGUUACUCUAAAACCCAGACGAGAACUAAAUAGUAUAAGAUCAACCUCUGGUGGUGGAAUUACUGCAGGACAGCAGGCUUUUAAAUACCAGCAACAGCAAAACAGGUUUUUUAAUCAUACACAAAUUAACCGUGAUUUUAGCAAGCAGCUGCCGCCGCCACAACCACCGCAAAUGCACCAUCAUUCUAUUGUAAAAACACAAAAUGUAAAUAUCUUUUCAAAACUUAAUAACGAACGUAAACAAAGUUUAAAUCCAACUCAAACUGAAUAUGUUCCUAUUAGCUUACAAAAACCCAAAUCCUUAUCGCAAAAUAAUCUCUUAAGUUCCGAUUGUUCUGACGAAAUGCCAGAAUUUUCAAAAACUUGGGGUGAAGGGAAAGUCAAAGAAAUGGCUGAUUUUUUUGCCAAAAAUAAAGAUUUCAAAUUACAGCCAUUUCAAAAUCAAAAAAUACUCAGUAAAUCCACUUCUGAUUUAAUGGAAAGCAAAAAGUCGGGUCCUAAAAAACCUCUACUAACUGAACCAGAACAAACGGAUAUUUUGAAACAAUUAAAAGAAUGGAGUAUUUUUGGUUUGGAGGGUAGAGAUUUUGAUAUCAAAUUGAAAAUCUCACAAGAAGAACAACCACAACAAUCAUCUAAUACUGAAACCCAACAACGAAUUAGUUUUAAUGCAAAUUUAAUCAAUAAUAAUAAUAAUUGUAGCAACAUUAAUAACAAUGAUACUGAUAAUUACCUUAAACAAUGUACAAAUUCUGUAAUUGAAACUUCCUCAACACCUUGUAAAUUGUCUUUAAGCACUAAAUUAAAUGUUAACUGUGAUCCCUGUCCAUGUUUUGAAACUAAAAACUGUUGUAGCGUGGAAACCUGCACACUCCUUAAACAACAGCCAGAACCUUAUCAACAUAAAACAACUUGUAUAAAAACCAAUAAUUGUUGUAAAUGUCAUCUCCACAAGUCCUCUUCUACCUGCACCACUUCCUCCUCCACCUGUAAUCAUAUACAACAGCAAUCAUCAGCUCCUAAGGCAGCCAAAACCCUUCAACGUUGUGGUACCUUAAAAUUAAGUUCAAAAACUAAAACUGUACGCAGUAUAAAACGUAAGCAGCAGCAGCUGCAGCAAAAUAAUCAACAACAUUGCCCGGAAGAGAAUACUUACAAACCCUUCAAUUCACCCCUGCCCAGUUGUAAAUUAUUAUUAUCUUUAGCCUCUAGUGAUUCUCUGACUACAACAUCGUCGACUACAUCAAAUUCAACGAAUUUGUGUUCUUCAACUUGUCCUCAUUGUUGUUUGGAAUUCGAAAAUCAUAAUGAUUAUAAUGAUGUAAUUAAGGAUAAUGAUACUGAUGACGAUAUAAUUGAUGAUGAUGGUGAUAUUAUCGAUGAUGAUGAUAUUGAUGAGGAUAAACAUUUUCAUCACAAUCUUGAUCCAAAUGAAACAAGUUGA
Molecule: messenger RNA, 2610 nt
Organism: Calliphora vicina (urban bluebottle blowfly)
Lineage: Eukaryota; Metazoa; Arthropoda; Insecta; Diptera; Calliphoridae
Product: ras guanine nucleotide exchange factor Q-like
Exons: 2
Coding region: 1-2610 (869 amino acids)
Source: RefSeq, a predicted model, not a curated record